UUGUUGUACCGUUGCCUAGCAACGACCUGGAUAGCUGCUUUUACAUUUUAAAGUAGCGUUUUCACAACUCUACCAACAAUGUCUGAAGCCAUCUACCCAUCAGGAAGCGUCUACGACUGGAUCCCAAAGGAGCAAGAGGAAAUUAAAAAACCACCAAGAUAUGUAUCCAAGUUCAGGCCAGCUGUCAUUCUUGAGGAGAAGCUAACCAAAGAUGCGAAGAAGACUAUGGGACCACCAAAAGUGGAACUGCCGUCUCCGGAUAAGUACCUGAAAAAACACUCGAAGCAUCCCAAACCACCUGAGAAGUCUGAAGAUGGAUAUAAGACUCGGACCUGCACAGUGAAGAAGCCAAUGGUCCCUAGGCGGACCGAGAAACCACUGAUGGGGAUCCAAACCAAAAGGGAUUUCCUACAGACUACUGUCAUGUUUCCCAUGAAGCCUAAAGCCACUUCUGUUGACACAAAGAAAGGACACAAACAGCUCCUGGAGAACUCUGGACUUGUCCCUAAAUACGUCAUGAAAAAGGAUUACGGUGAAGUACCGACGUAUCUGCAGCUGCGCAGUGAAGCCGAGCGGAAGGCCCAGGCGGAGUACCAGCGCCUGGCAGGGGAGCAGAAUGUGCUGGAGCGGCUAACGGAGGAGGAACAUCAGGCCGUCCUGAAGGGCCUGAAGAAGAAGUGGGAUGAACUCCACCGUGAAUAUCAGGGCCUUCCUCUCCUCAUCGACACGCCGUCAAAGAAAACCCGGAAGAUCCGCCUGGAGGAGAAGAUGAGUCAACUGGAGAAGGACAUCAGCUUCUUUGAAAGGUUCAAAACCAUUUUUAUUUACGAUGAUUAGGGACGAAUGGUUUUGGUCGCUAAAUCUCACCAGUAGAGGGAGCUGCUGCAGAAAAUGUUGGUGUGUGAAUUUCCAAAAUAGCUUUAACAAAUUAGAUACGUUGUUGUUUCAGCAGUUUGACUCUCAACAUUGAGGUGAGAUAACUGUGGUUACAUUAACACAGCAGGGAAACGUGACCCGUAUCCGACUUUUUCAGUCUGAACGCCCCAAUUUUGAAUCGGAUCAGAACAGAAUCAGAUUUGUUCUACUUUCAUGCUUUGUAAUAAUUCAUAUUCUGAUUGUUUUCAAACUGUCUGCAGUCUGGACAGUCAUGACACAUUUUACCUGACGUUCAUGUUGUUGAUGUGAGAUACGAGUCAUAAAAAUGCCAGACGCAUUAAAUCCGGACGAAAACAAUGACUGUAAAUUAUAAUUAUGGAAGAAGAAGUCAGUGCUUCAAAUCACAGUCACACCUUGGUUUUGAUUUUGAAUUCAAACAUACUUCAAACAGCUGUUUCUGUUAGCUGUGUUUUCUUUUUAUGAGCUCCCUUCAUGUUUCCUAAUAUGAUUAUGUGACGAUAUUGUCAGCUGUUGUUGCUGAGUAAAGGUUAAAAGGACAGUACUAUGUAAAACUGACUUUUUUGAGCUUCAAAUCAUGUUAAAAUGUCAUUCCUUCAUCAAAA
Xiphophorus maculatus (southern platyfish) is the source of this 1499-nucleotide messenger RNA. It is a transcript of the gene enkur, whose product is annotated as enkurin, TRPC channel interacting protein. Gene Ontology annotation, molecular function: calmodulin binding. Gene Ontology annotation, cellular component: acrosomal vesicle. NCBI's taxonomy places the organism in Eukaryota, Metazoa, Chordata, Actinopteri, Cyprinodontiformes, Poeciliidae. The record is from RefSeq and is a predicted model, not a curated record. Bases 79 to 837 code for a protein of 252 amino acids. The transcript is spliced from 5 exons.